Molecule: messenger RNA, 844 nt
Organism: Ipomoea nil (Japanese morning glory)
Lineage: Eukaryota; Viridiplantae; Streptophyta; Magnoliopsida; Solanales; Convolvulaceae
Product: cysteine-rich receptor-like protein kinase 10
Exons: 1
Coding region: 43-789 (248 amino acids)
Source: RefSeq, a predicted model, not a curated record
UCCCUAAUCUUCUUGAGUUUACAUCUUUGUUCCAUCAUCACCAUGGCGGCCGACAUAGAUCCCAAUUAUGAAUACAAUGAAUGUGGGAAGACAGGGAACUACACACAAAACAGCACAUACAGCGACAACCUCAACACACUUUUGUCCUCCCUCUCGAACAACGUGAACGAAUAUGGAUUCUAUAACGGUUCCGUUGGGCAAGGGUCAGAGAGGGCUAGCGCUAUUGUGCUGUGCAGAGGGGACGUUGAACUGAAUAUAUGUCGUGGGUGUGUUAAGGAUAAUGCUGAGAGGAUCAAACAGUUGUGUCCUAAUCAGAGGGAGGCAUUCCGGUGGUACAACAUCUGCAGUAUAUAUUACUCCCAUGAAUCCAUCCUAGGUUCUUUGAGAACCACUCCGGUAACCGUGCAAUAUAGCGCCAAUACUGUCCAGAAUCCUGCGCAGUUUACUCAAGAUUUGACAACCCUGGUGGACCGGCUAAGGAGACAAGCGGUUGAUGGGGGUCCGGUCCUCAAGUAUGCGGCGGAUAACAGGACUGGAUCAGAUCUCCGGACCACAUAUGCAUAUGUGCAGUGCACCCCUGACUUAUCUGUUAAAAGCUGCAAUGAUUGCCUAAUCAAUGCUUUCACUCAAUGGUCUGGGUCGGGGGGUAAUGACCGGAUAGGGGCAAGAGUACUAUGUCCCAGCUGCUUUUUUCGCUAUGAAAUUAGCCCCUUCUUUGGCAACACCCUGAUAAAGAAACCUCCUUCAACACCAUCUCCACCUCCACCAGAUUCAGGUGAUCUGACAUGAAAAUUCUGGAAAUCUGGACAACCUAACCAAGUUGGUCAGCCUAUUUAAUUAGUAG